AUGAUCCCAUUCCGGAUUGAAUUGUAUGUUGUGAUCUCAAAAUUUAAUCCAUUUUCUCUCUCUCUCUCUCUCUCUCUCUCUCUCAUUCUUUCUUUCUUUCUCUCCGUUUUUCUCUCUCUCUUUCUCGCUCUCUCCUUUCGUUCUCUCUCUUUCUCUCUUUCAUUCUAUCUCUCUCUUUCUUUCACUCAUUCAGAGAGAAUUUUAAUCUUUCCUAUCUCUUUCCAUUUAAUAUUAAUUUAUUUCUCUAUGGCUCUCUUAAUAUUCCUCUAUUUCGCUGUCGCUUCUUCUUCCCUCGCCUCUCUCCCCCAUCUCUCUCUCUAUCUAUCUAUCUAUCUGUCCAAACAUUCUUUCUCUCCUUUUCCCUUUUUCUUUACAAUCAUAUCUUGCCCUCUCUCCUCUCCUUUCCACCUCUUUCUCUUUAUUCUUUUCGUUCAUGACUUACUCUCUCUCUCUCUCUUCUCCUUCCACCUCAUUCCAUUUUUCUUUUCGUUCUCUCCUCUCCUUUUCUACUCUUUCCCUUUUUAUUCUUUCAAUCCUUUUUCUUUCAAUCGAUUUUUCUACUUUUCCUCAUGUCUUUCAUCUCGUCUUUCUCUUCACCCUUCUCUCUCUCUCUCUCUCUCUCUCCUGUUUUUUUUCUUUUGUGGUUAUAUUGGUUUACUUUCUUUGAAUUAUGAAUAUUUUGAGAAGUUGGUCGGUCAAUCUAUCUAUCUAUCUAUCUAUCUAUCUAUCUAUCUAUCUAUCUAUCUAUCUAUCUAUGUAUCACACACUGACAAUAGUAAGUCACAUUCUGAGCGGCCCUCUGCUCAGCUGUCAAUUCAUAAGGUAAAGAGUCCAUGA
Acanthosepion pharaonis is the source of this 837-nucleotide messenger RNA. NCBI's taxonomy places the organism in Eukaryota, Metazoa, Mollusca, Cephalopoda, Sepiida, Sepiidae. The record is from the annotation of a GenBank genome assembly.